GGUACAGAGCACGAAAAAGAAGCUAUGCCCUGCUAAAAGAGUCACGGCUGUUUUUCUGCUGCACAAAACAACAUUCAGAGCAAGAGGUACAAGGAAAGACUUGAAAAAAAAAUAAGCAUCUGCAUUGCUGACUUGUCAAACUACACAGGAUAAAGAAGGAGGGCAAAAUUGGGGUAGCGUCUUGAGAAGGACCAAAACUCAAAGAUGCACCAGGGUCGCCAGCGUUUACGGCCAUGGCUGGAAGAUCAGAUUAAAUCAGGGAGCUAUCCCGGAGUUAUGUGGCUGGAUGAAACUGCCCAGGUCUUCCAGAUUCCUUGGAAACAUGCUGCUCGACAUGGCUGGAAUAUCGAGAAGGACGCCACUUUGUUUCGAAACUGGGCCAUCCAUACAGGGAGAUACAAACCUGGCAUAGACAAACCAGAUCCCAAGACUUGGAAAGCCAACUUCCGCUGUGCUCUCAACUCCUUGCCAGACGUCCAAGAGCUUCGAGACAAAAGCAUCAAGAAAGGCCACAAUGCUUUUCGAGUCUAUAUUCUACUCCCCAACAGCAAAUUGCCAAAGAAGAGAAAAGUGUCCAGCUUAGACAUGAAGGAUGGCAGAGUUGGUUUGCCUGCAUUACUACCACACACCAGUGCACCUCUGGAAAGGUUUACGGACGCUUUCUGGAAGUAUAAGGAAGAUGUCAGAGGUGUUGUUCCUGAGAUGUUUGCUAAAAACUGCUACUCCACAUUACCAUCAGUGAAAGAAGAACACUCAGCUACCUACUGCUGUUCCCCAGCCAAUAUCAGCACAACAGCACACGAAGUCCAAGCAAAUGCAGUGGAAGACCAUGAGCAGACUCAAGCAGUGUUAAAGAUAGUAGAUCACCUCCAGAACACAGACACUUGGGCUCCUUUGCAUGAGCAUGAAAGAGGCUGGCGACCAACAAAUUCCUGGAUGGAAGGUCUUUAUGGAACAAUGGACUAUUCGAACUACCCAUUCCAGGCAGACUGGCACAAUCCCAACACGACAAGUCAAUUUGUCUGAGACAACCAGCAAGAUUUGCAUUAACAGGAUGGAUUGUAAACAUCACAAAACUGGAAUCGAGUACGGAACACCCAACUAAUGGACCUUUUUAAUGAUUUACAAACUAUAAGCAUGACUACCUGUAUAUGAAUAUUAAGAGCACCGAGCAAGUUAAAUGAUUGGUGUUAAGCUAUAACCAUUUUUUUUUUUUUUUGGUCACUCUAAGGCCUCAGACUAUACUCCUGAAGACCUCUUUUCCGUAUUGUCAAGAUCAGUUUCUAAAAAAUUACUAAGUGGAUAUCAACUUUGACUAAACGUGACUUCUGCUUCAGACUUUCAGGAAAACAUACAGGAUGUCUAUUCAGACCCUUCCUGUCCAAAUGAAGACCAAAUGGUGCUUUAAGUUAUAUUGCCACACUUUAUAUUCAAACUAAUCACUAUAUUAAUGACAAUUCAAGUUCCAAAUCUUUGUCAUUCUGAUAUUGCUUUUAUAAUAAAAUGUUUUAUACUUUAAAA
Messenger RNA from Neoarius graeffei (lesser salmon catfish), 1521 nucleotides. RefSeq names its product interferon regulatory factor 1a (gene irf1a). Gene Ontology annotation, molecular function: DNA-binding transcription factor activity, RNA polymerase II-specific; RNA polymerase II cis-regulatory region sequence-specific DNA binding. The record is from RefSeq and is a predicted model, not a curated record. Lineage: Eukaryota; Metazoa; Chordata; Actinopteri; Siluriformes; Ariidae. Gene Ontology annotation, biological process: immune system process; regulation of transcription by RNA polymerase II. The transcript is spliced from 9 exons. Gene Ontology annotation, cellular component: nucleus. Bases 205 to 1026 code for a protein of 273 amino acids.